Molecule: messenger RNA, 2013 nt
Organism: Arctia plantaginis
Lineage: Eukaryota; Metazoa; Arthropoda; Insecta; Lepidoptera; Erebidae
Source: the annotation of a GenBank genome assembly
AUGAGUGAUUCGACGAAAGUUAAUGCUGAUUUGCAAAGAGAAAGGCAGAAAUGCACAUUCAACAUAACAGAACUUACCAAUGUGUUGGAUGGCGGUCCUGCGAUGACAGAGGAAAGAAGAAGACAAGAGGAGGUGGUUCUGAAAGAAGGUAUACACGUCGAAGAGGUGCCUUCAGAAUACCUGAGCCACAAAGAGAAGUACGAGCUCGCUGUCAAAAAAGCAUGUUUGCUGUUCAAAUUGAUACGUAGACUACAGGAAGAAGAAAACACUGGAAUGGAAAAUUUUCGGGCAGUGCUCGGAGGGUCCCUUGGUUCAGCUAUCCUUCAAGACGGCUCUCCUCUCACACUGCACUACGUUAUGUUUAUUCCAACGCUGAUGGGGCAAGGUUCCGUUGAACAACAGGCCUAUUGGAUCGGCAGAGCCUUUAAUCUUGAUAUCAUCGGCACUUAUGCACAGACGGAGUUAGGCCAUGGCACAUUCAUUCGUGGAUUGGAAACGACAUCGACUUACGACCCUAAGACCAAAGAGUUUGUGUUACACAGCCCAACACUCACAUCUUACAAAUGGUGGCCUGGUGGUUUGGCACACACAGCCAACUACUGCAUAGUUAUGGCCCAACUAUAUUCCAAUGGCCAAUGCCACGGUAUUCAUCCUUUCAUCGUCCAGCUACGAGAUGAAGAAACUCAUAUGCCGCUGCCCGGCAUCAAGAUUGGGGAGAUUGGCGCCAAGCUUGGCAUGAAUGGCACGAACAAUGGCUUCUUAGGGUUUGAACAAGUUAGAAUACCGAGAGCACAUAUGUUGAUGAAGAAUUGUCAGAUUUUGGAAGAUGGUACGUACGUAAAGUCACCAAGCUCCAAGCUAACAUACGGCACGAUGAUGUUCGUGCGAGUUGUCAUCAUCAAAGACAUGUGCAGUUACAUGGCCAAAGCUGUUACCAUUGCCACCAGAUACUCGGCUGUCAGGAGACAGUCGCAGCCGAAACCUGACGAACCAGAACCCCAAAUCCUGGAUUAUUUAACCCAACAACACAAGUUGAUGGUUAGCAUAGCGACAGUGCACGCUUUCACGUUGAGCGCCGAGUGGAUAUGGGAUAUGUACAACAACGUUACUGCCGAGCUAGAAGCUGGUGACAUGGAAAGACUCCCUGAGUUGCAUGCUCUAUCGUGUUGCCUGAAAGCCGUGACCACGGCGGACGCAGCCGAGUGCGUGGAGCGUUGUCGCCUCGCGUGCGGCGGCCACGGGUACAUGUUGGCGUCCAAUCUGCCGGUCACUUAUGGACUUGUGACUGCCGCCUGCACUUACGAGGGAGAGAACACCGUGCUGCUCCUGCAAACUGCCAGGUACCUGGUGAAGGCGUGGCAGCAGGCGGCGGGCGGCGACUCGCUGCCCCCCACGGUGGCGUACCUGGCGCGGGCCGGCGCCGCGCGCCGCUCGCCGCCCUGGGACUGCUCCCUCGAGGGCAUCGUCAGGGGCUUCGAGCUGGUCGCCGCGAGUAAAAUAAGCCUAUGCGUGGCCAAUAUCGAGAAACGACAAAAGAGCGGUCUGUCGUACGAAGACGCGUGGAACAUGACUUCCGUGCAACUUGCGCAAGCCUCUGAGGCACACUGCCGAUUGUUCGUGCUGACGUCAUACUUUGAGGAGACGGAGCGCCGGGUGAAGAACGUGUCUCCACAGCUCAGGGAAGUGAUGCUACAGCUCGUGGAUUUGUACGUAGUCUACUGGGCCUUGGAGCGUAUGGGAGACUUGCUCAGAUUCACAUCGAUAUCGGAACGUGACAUAGAGAAGCUGCAGCAAUGGUACGAAGACCUGCUAACUAAGCUAAGACCUAACGCUGUCGGUCUCGUAGACGCGUUCGACCUUCGAGACGAGAUCCUGCACUCAGCGCUGGGCGCGUACGACGGGCGCGUGUACGAGCGGCUCAUGGCCGAGGCGCUCAAGAGCCCGCUCAACGCGGAACCUGUCAACCGAAGCUUCCACAAGUACCUUAAACCCUUUAUGCAGGGCAAACUGUGA